GGAGGGAGUGGGACAGAUUCUGGGAGUGCAGUGGGGAGGAGUCCUGGCUCGGCUGAGCAGGAGCUGCUUGCUUGCCAGAGCCCAGGCCUCAGAGCCCUGCUGUAGGAGGUGGACACAGAGGAGGCAGGCCCAGAGCGGUGCUGAGGCAGUGAGAUGGCUGAGUGCUACACGGAGCUGGAGAAGGCAGUGGUCGUUCUGGUGGAGAACUUCUACAAAUACGUAUCCAAGCACAGCCUGGUCAAGAACAAGAUCAGCAAGAGCAGCUUCCGCAAGAUGCUCCAGAGAGAGCUGAACCACAUGCUGACGGACACAGGGAACCGAAAGGCAGCUGACAAGCUCAUCCAGAACCUGGAUGCCAACCAUGACGGGCGCAUCUGUUUUGAUGAAUACUGGACCAUGAUAGGUGGCAUCACCAGCCCCAUGGCCAACCUCAUCCGCCAGCAGGAGUGCCAGCAGGAGCAGCAGGGCAGCAGCUAGAGGCCCCUCUCAGGCCCCUUUUCAUGUCCUGACUUAUGUCCUGCCAGUAUCCUUCCCACGCUUUUUGUUGACUCUUCCCUUCCUCCUCCAGACCUGCUUUCACCCUUGCUGACAGCACAAGGAGUGGGGCCAUCAAGGCCUCUUUGUGAGUGUCUCAUUGCGGUAGCGCUUUCCUGAGCAUUCAGUCCUGGGAGCCUGCAGGCCCUGAGAGUCCCCUUUGUGAAAUAUCGAUGCUGUUUGGGGACCCCCAGAGUGACUUCAUUUCUUGAGUCUGUGUACUCUUGCAGUGUGGGAUAUUCCUGUCUGAUUACUGCCUGAUUCUGGGUCUGUCCUGGCCUCUAGAGCUCAGCGUGCUGCUGGAGGUUUCCCAGCCCCUGGCUGUGGCGGCUGUGGAAGUGGUCAUAACCAUUAUUAUCCUCUUCUCUUCCCCCCAACCUCUUAACUGGGUGGAGAGGUGUUCCCAGGGGCUCCUGUCCAGCCGUCUCUGUCUGGAAAUGACCUAACCUGGGUUGAGCCUCCUCUCUGCUCUGUCACUGGAAUAAAUGCUGGAUUUAGAGUUUGUAA
This is a messenger RNA of Psammomys obesus (fat sand rat), 1041 nucleotides long. RefSeq names its product S100 calcium binding protein A16 (gene S100a16). Gene Ontology annotation, molecular function: calcium ion binding. The record is from RefSeq and is a predicted model, not a curated record. Gene Ontology annotation, cellular component: perinuclear region of cytoplasm; nucleus. The coding region runs from base 154 to 477 and encodes 107 amino acids. The transcript has 3 exons. NCBI's taxonomy places the organism in Eukaryota, Metazoa, Chordata, Mammalia, Rodentia, Muridae.